Messenger RNA from Varanus komodoensis (Komodo dragon), 8748 nucleotides. RefSeq names its product torsin family 4 member A (gene TOR4A). NCBI's taxonomy places the organism in Eukaryota, Metazoa, Chordata, Lepidosauria, Squamata, Varanidae. Gene Ontology annotation, molecular function: ATP hydrolysis activity; ATP binding. The transcript has 2 exons. Gene Ontology annotation, cellular component: nuclear envelope; endoplasmic reticulum lumen. The record is from RefSeq and is a predicted model, not a curated record. Bases 4413 to 5642 code for a protein of 409 amino acids.
CAGCCCGAGGAGAGAGCCGGCUCCCUGCGGGACGUCGCUCGGCAAGGCACGCAGGCGGCACGGGCUGCUGGAAGCGCCGGCGACUCCAUGCCGAGCCGCUCCGUCUUGUGCUCGAGGUGGUUUGCCUGGCGCAGCUUUUCCUGGCGCAAAGAUUAAAAACAUGUGAUGGGACAACUUCCCCUUUUGGUUUGGUGCAGUGGUUAAAAAGGCGGCGGGCCUCACCUGCCGUAAAAGGGGGGAAACUCAUAAGGGACUCCUAAAGGUUUGGCUUUUGCAGUCUCUCCAUGCGAAUUGCUUGCUGCUUUUUGGUUUUCCUGUCAGCGAAACAGGUGGGGACAAGUCUUACAUGCGUUUAGCAGGCAGUUGCCAGCUGACCAGAAAAAGCCCAGCUUUGCUUGCUCUGGUGCCUUUAACAGUGCCAGGAAGCCAGCAAGUGGAGGCUUCCAGGAACUCUUUGGCACCUGCUCGCAGCUGCAGAUUGCAGUGGCAGCUAAAGGCAGAGAAGCAAAGGUGAAUUUGAAAGUUGGCAACUGUAGAGGUGCCAGUGUUAUCCUUCUGUAAAUGGCAGGACACCUGUGUCUUGGCUAUAAGGGAAGUAGAGAAACAAGAAAUGAAACGCAGAGAUGCGGGGCUAGGGACUGGUUUUCAGUGGAAAGUAUGAAGCAACAGCUGAUGUUGUAGCCUCCAGACAAUGGGGGUGGCUGAGCAGUACUUCUUGAGAAGUAGGCUGAGGUUUUGUAGGUUGGUUAGAGCUGAAAUACUGAAAAAGAUAUCUUGGGAACGAGGCAAGCUGCGGCAUGUGCAGUCGAGUGUUGCACGUAAGCCGUACUUCGUCCUCCAAAUGCUAAGGAAAUGCACUUGUUGAAAUCGAUCCUUUCAAAUCCUCCGGCAGUGGAUGGUCAUCGACUGGUCGGCAGUAUCACCAGAAUGCCUUGCUCGUUUUUUCUUGCAACCACAGGCCAGUAUUUCUUCGGAAGCACGUGUAGGCUUUGAAACUUGGUUAGCCAGCCACCAACACUGAAAUCUUGGAAAUGUUUUCUGCUCCAGGUGUGAGGCAAGCUGCAAGGCGUGCAAAUUUGUAGCUUAGAAACAUGAGCCGGUGGAGUCGGUGGAGUCUACACUUUCUUUACUGAAUUCCAAGGAAGCUCAUUUGUUGAAAUCAGGGUGACUGCAAACCCUCGGGCUGUGCAUGCUGCUAGACCACACUGGUGAUCGCUUAGUUAAGGCCAUUGUCAUGUUUCACUUGGUUUGGCUUGUUUGCUCAGGGCCCUCGAGAUAUGUUGGACUACAGUUCCUAUCAGGUGCAGCCACUAUGACUGGGGAGUGAUGGGAGUUAUAGACCAACACAUCUGGACACCCUUUCACAUGAAGAAGGCUAACUUAGAGGCUUUCUACAUAGGGCAGCCAACUUUUAAAAUGAGCCCUGCUCCUCUGCCUCUAAUGGCAAGAGUGACAUGCAGAAAUCAAGCUGCUGAAACAUUCCCCAUCGCUCCUGCAUCAUCCUCCCAGUGAAGGCUCCAGCCGUUUAAUCUGUGCUUUUAGGGUUGCUGUGAAAGGCUGGGCUGGCAAAAAUAAGUUGGCAACCCUAACUCUAAGCAGAGUGCGUUUGUGCAUGUCAGUAGCCGUGACUUAGCACAUCCGACUCAGCUCAGGAAGACCUGCUGAUAACGGGUGGCGAGAAAGUCAACUAAAAGCGGGUAUGGAAUGAUCUUAUGCACGCGAGUGCGUCUGAUAUGGCUGCGCAUUGAUAGAGGUUUCCGCCACCGAAAAGCACUCGUGGUCUCGCCAUGUGGGCACCGGGCCUGGUCAGUGCAGUUGCAGAGAUGUUGUUUAUUUUGGGGGCCACAAACUGGAUGAAGAUACAGAAAGAACAUGUACAACUGCCUGCAAGAAGUCUUUUUCUGUCUGAACAUGCAGAGAAUUGCACUCAAAAGCUCUUCCUUCGGGCCACUGAUUCCAGCCUAUGGAAAAAGGAUGGACCAUAAGUGGAAAACUGCCCAGUGAUGGGCAGAUGAGGGGGCAGGGGAAGGGGCGUGGCCCUCCGCAGAACCCGGGGGCCCACCUGGCCCUUGGCUGGGGGGAUUUGAUCCCCUUGCUUUGAGAUUUCCCAUCCCAGUCAUAAGCCACCCAAAGCCGGGAGGAGCAGCCGAGGCUUUUGGAGAUAAGAGAGCAGCUGGAAGGAAGCGGAGAUGAUAUUCCUGAAGCGGAGAAUGCGAGGCGUGCCGCAAAACAGAAUUCAGCCAGGACAAGCUUGCACCAAGGAGCCAUUUCUUCCCUGGGAAAACACACACACCCUGACAAGGUCUUUCGCUCUCCAUGCUCCAGGCUUCCUUUCCCGGGGUGUGAAGUGUUCCAGUUUAGGAAUGAGGCUGGACCAGUUUGUCCCGCCCCCGCUAACCCCCAAGGAUGCCUACGUUAAUGAGUAGCUGGGCAAACAAUUCCUGGCAAGAAAUCCAGGCACACAAUUCAUCACGCGAGUGACGCACUCCGUGACAGGGUCUAGCGAUGACCUGAUCUGUGUGUGGCUGGCUAGCUGAACUACACCAGACUGACAGGAUCCAGAACUGCUUGCCUGCCCACCCCUAUCUCAAGGGCUUCGGAUGUCAUAACAAGCAAUUUCAGAAAAUAAAGCUAAAAUGAGGGCUGUCCAAGAUGUUUGGGGUCAUCAUGAGACUGGCGAGCUGCAAGGCAGUCUUGCCCAAACUCCUGAGCUGCUCCAACUCACUUCCUUUGUGGAAGUGGCUGAGUCCAGAGCAGGACUUGAGUGCAGAGAGCCUCCCCUACGGGGAACAGUUAAGAGCAACAACUUCCGCGAGGCCUCAGCCAGACCCUCUGCAGCCUCGCCCCCUGCUCCGGCCACUGAGCGCUUGGGGGCUCGCAGGUCUUCUGCGUCCUUUCUGAAAGGCAGAAUUGCCUCUCUCAAGCCCUUGUGCCUGGCAGUCAAAGCUUUAAGCUAAAACGUGCUGGCAGCAUUGGGCUUCGAUCUGGGGAUGCCAGCCCUGCUCUUUUUACAUUUGUCCCCAUACGUUCCUGCAAAGGAGUCUACAAGAACGUCUCCAAAACUGAAUCCAGGCCUCCAGCUGAAAGAAGUUCUGACAUCAUGGAACGAUGGUGCAGCAUUACUCAGCUUUGUCACCAAGCUGAGGUCAGCCCAGUGCCUCUGGGAACCUGACCUCUAGCCAGAUGAAGAAAGCUAUCCCACGUCACCACGAAUGCGGUAAACUGGCUCGAGAGAUACCAAAACGGGAAUCCGGCGCAUUUGUGUUCAAUGGAUUUCCUGACGACUGGAAGUGAGCCGAGUUGGUUACUUCCAGCAGUUUAAGGUGGACCACAAUGUGUGCAUGCGUUAAAACUGUGUGUGAAAUCCGUUUAGAUGCGCACCUGCUAACCACAUCAUCACAUUGCUGGCACGUAAUUUGUGCAGAGUAGCUGGAUCUGUGAAAAUCCGAACUUGCCGUGUUGUGUAACCUUCUCCUAUGCUGCCCCAUAUUUAACUUUCCUCUAAGCUGAACAGCCCCAGACAUGGGAAGUGCAACUUCUCUUUGAAAUGGUUUUCGAAGCCUUUUCCAACCCUUUCUCGGCUCUAAGAGACCCUUUUUGUGAUGUACCUACCAGGCGUGUACAGACUGUUUCAAGUGUGGUCACACCACAAAUGUGCUUAAGACCGUUUUCCUUUCAGUUUCACUUUCCAGUAUCAGCAUCAAUGCAGUCCCACGGGACAGGUCACCUAUCUGUGGCCUCAGUCGGCCUUACAACAGCCCAGUAGAGUAGGCCCCUGCAGUAACCGCUUCUGCGCAAGCUCAGAAACACGGGCUUGCCCGAUAGCUUUCCCUUGCCUUAACCUCUUGCCCACCCUCCUUGAGAAGAGGGCCGGCAAGCAAGCAAUCUGCAAGAGCUAAAAUGUAUGGUCCGAUAUUUAAUGGUUGCAUGUUUACUCUGAAGUAAGUGCCAGUAAAUUUGGGAGGGCUUAUCCUAAGCAAGAGUGCAUCUCUUGCAUCUUACUGAGAUGCUUCCAAGGCAAGCCCCAAGGUGUAAAACACACAAUAAGCGAGAAAAAUUAGCACACGUUAACCACCUAGCUUUAAGCAUUCUAACUGAUGAACUAUAAUAUAUAAAGCAUUUUAAAAAGCAUUCAAGACGUCCUUGCCUUUAAUUCUUUAUGCUUCUGAAUCAAGCUGAAGCAGAGACAUUUCCCUCUUCUAUCCAUGUACAUGCAAAGUUGCUCUCCGUGGUUCCUUUCAGCCGGUGCAUCUGCCUUGGGAAGCCGCCGCCGCCGCCGCCGCCGGGUGGUGCUGCAGUCCCAGAAGACGCAAGGAAGGAAGGAAGGAACCCUGUGCCCAGACUAUCCAGCUGGAGCACAGCGCUGACCUUCGGAUAAGACAGUUCUACGAGGCCUGCAGGAAGAGGUUGGGAUGGAUGGCCGCAAGGCGCCCCAGAAGCUCUCUCUCCUCUCCUCCCCAGUCCGGGCUGUCAUCCGCCUGCGGAGGACGGCGCACCUCCUGAAAAAGGGCCUGUUGCCUGGGGACCCCCAGGCCAAGCUCCUGCAGCGGCAGAUAUCCCUGGGCAGAGCCAAGGUGGGCGCCGCAGCCUCCUCCCUGCUGAGCCAGGCGAGCUUCGAGAGCUCACAGUACUUUACCUUCGAUACCUCGGCGCUGCCAUCCCCGUCAAAAAGCAGCAAACGGAAGAAGAGGCUCAGGAACCCGCGGGUGCUGUACCCAGACUCCUCGAGGAAGUACCUCCCGGUCGAGCACAAAAGCAAGGCCAAGAGGUGCCUCCUCCUGCUCAUCGGCAUCGUUUGCUUCCAGAUCCUCAAUGCCAUCGAGAACCUGGACGACAACGUCCUGAAGUACGACCUGGACGGGUUGGAGAAGACCAUGCACCGCGAGGUUUUUGGGCAGCCGCUCGCGAUAGAGAGCAUCAUGGGGCUGCUCAAAGACUACCUGGCGACUCACAUACACAGCAAGCCCUUGGUGAUCUCCUUCCACGGCCCGAGUGGGGUGGGGAAGAGCCACGUCGGGUGGCUGCUGGCCAAGCACUUCCGGUCCGUCUUGGGCCACGGUUUUGUGCUCCAUUUCUUCACGAUGCACCGCUGUCCGGACCCCACUUCUGUGUCGGCUUGCCAGGCGGAGUUGUCCGAGGCGAUCGGCGACAUGGUAGCCCAAGCAGAAAUGGAGGAGAAGAUCCCCGUGUUUGUUCUCGACGAGGUGGAGUCCAUGUCUCCGGCUUUGCUGGAGACGCUGGGGGGAUUCUUCCGGAAGAACCAAACCAACGAAUUCCUCAACGCCGUGUAUGUCCUCAUAAGCAACCUGGGGGGCAACGAGAUCACCCAGGACCUCCUGCAGAACGUCUCCAGCUACCUUCUGGAUCCCCAGAGGAAGGUGGAGGAGCUGCGGACCACCCUCCGCCCCGUGCUUCACAGCCUCCAUCCCCUAUGGACCCUCGUCGAGAUCAUUCCCUUCAUGCUGCUGGAGAAGAAGCACAUCCAAAGCUGCUUCUAUGAGGAGAUGAUGACGGAAGGGAUCUAUCCUGACCCGGGCCACAUCGAGCGCCUCACCAGGCAGCUCAACUAUUACACGCAAGGAGGCCAUCAGUUUGCCAUCAACGGUUGCAAGCAGGUGGUAGCCCAAGUUAAUCUCCUGUGAGGACUGGUGCAAAACCGGCACUCGAGUGUUUAUUUCCUUGUGUGUGCAUCUCGGGCGAUGCGGGUCCCCUGCAGGGGCUGACCGAACGGCUGUUUCAACCCGAUGGGCUUUCACCAGCUGAGGCACCUCACUUUAGAUUUAAGGAUAUGUGGGAACGAACCAAGCCGCCUGUGCCAAAGAUCCCCUACAUGGACUACCGUGAUGAAAUAAGGAUGCGGAAUAGAAACAACUGAAAGAAAGCUUGGGGUCCCUUUCUUCAUGGCCACAGCUGUUCCCUGAAUAGCCCAGGGGUUGCUCCGUGGGCCUUCAAAGUUGCGUGGGCGAGCCCCACAUCAAUUCCUCUCCCCAAAACAAGAACAAAAGAACACCUCUUGCCAUGGAUGUUACAAAGUUCAGUGCACACAGACUCCAACCCCUGUUCUGGAGAGACAGUGGGAUGAGGGGAGAGGGUAGUGAACGGCUUCAGUAAAGGAAACUGAAGUUUUGUGCUCACAGCAAAAGCAGCUCUUAUCUAACAAAUACACCUGGGGAAAGCCAUGAUCUCUGGUGUACUUCCUCAGAAGCUGCAGGCCAUAAAGGCCUUGGCCUGGCUUCAGGAAAUGAUUCUGGCUUCUGGGCACCGGAAAUGUUUACUAUUCUGCCUUUGAACCUUUGCCAUCCUUCUGGUAGAGCCCAUCCAAUGUGACACGAAUGAGAGUUGCACGGUUUUUUAAAAAUCGCCAGGAGCUGGCACUUGGAGGCUAUUGACUCUUCUGCUGAGCUCCUAGGCCAACACAGAUUUGAUCCCGAUGCCCCCUGGAUGCAGAACUGCACGGACCCCUCCCUUCGACUUGCCUGACUCCUGAUGACGGGGUUCUGCUCUUAUGGGGCCAAGGUGUGGGUAUCUGCAGCUCACAUCUGGGUUGCCCCGACGUCCUGCCAGCCACGGGUUAACUGGUGCUUUCCAGGCUUUUCUGCCAUUUCCCCCACCUUCCAAAAAGUUGAAAGGCUUUGUCACUGAUUAUAAUAUUAAAGUGAGUUGGUAUUUUUUGUAUGUGGGCCUUUCGUCUUUGGCCCAGCCCACCUCUGCAAUACGGUUCCCCAGAGCUUCUCUGGAACGGCAUCCGGCCCUCGGGCUGCAACGGGCUCUGCGCUCCUGUUGCGGGGGGGGGGGGUCUGUCUCGUCCUGCUGCCAGGGCCACCUCCCUGCUCCAGCCACUCCGAGAUGACCAAGCCCUUAGUGGGCCCCCUGUCGGAGUCAGCUGGGGCUUUUCCCCUGGGGUCUCUUGCUGGGGGUCCCAGCACUCAGGGGACUGGGACCAGCACGGUCUUUCCACUGGGCUGCCUGCGCUUUCAGAUGCUGCCCAGGCUGCCCCCAUCCCCCUCGCCCUGCACAGCCCUGGGCCCUGGCUCUUCAGGCGAAGCAGCUCAUCCCCGGGCCGCAGGCGCUCGUCUCAGCCCCUGCUCCCCCCGCCAUUGCAGUCCUGCAGCAGACGUUUUCGGCCAUGUGCCCCCCAGCUCCCUUCGGCUGGAGGCCACUCCUGCUGCGGCGCUGGGGGAAGCCGGCAACUGCAGGGUCUGCACACCCCCACUCAGUCCCUGUGCCAGACCCUUUCCGGCUGGGCCUUUCAGUCCGUCCAGACUGUGUUUCUUCCUAUGCCAGGGCAGGAUCUGGCCACUUCUUGGGGCAGGGUGGAAGAGGCUGUUUUGAAAAAAUGCCUUCCUAAGAGACAUGUCAGAAGAAAGAAAGUGCAAAGAUCUUGGAUCCCCAAACCUUUUGGGCAGGUGGGCAUAUCUGGAAUCUCGCUCAAACCAGCGAUCACAGCAAGGGCCAUCACAUGGUGACCAUGGGGUGUGACCAGUCACAGGGCAGCGCGCAAAGCUUUGCUGUGGACCAAAGUCUGGGGCAGAGGUGGGGCCCAUGCGCCAAACCCAAGACACUCUUCUGAACCCAGAGAUGGUGCCUUGGAAGGGCCUUUCAGGCAUGGCAGCUUCCCACUUAACAAAAAAUAAUUGAAAGGCAUUUCAAGAAAUGCAAUUGUAAAAAUUGGCAGAGGCAGAGAAACACCUAACCUUUUUUCAGUCUGUGUGUGCGCAUGUGGAAUUUUAAAUAAAAUUAGACUCAGGAGGAGCAGGGAGUCCAGCAGAAGCUCUCUUUCUGCAUUUGGGAUGCCAAAGAUACCAGGAUUAGAAGACAUCUUACAUGAGUCCUAAUGGCUUGAACAAACUACAUGGUUGAAAAAUGUUCUGUAUGUUGUAUCUGCCCCACAUCUUGCCAGUGACAUGCAAAACACAGUUUUCUCAAGCAGAUCGUAGGAUCCAGAUUCGGUGAGGUGAACUGAGCUCCAUUUUGAAGGCGAUGUAAAUCAUGCCAGUGUUGGCCGCCUGGAGUAGCGAAUGUGGAGAAUCCAAUAGGGCAGGAACAACCGGAGAGAUUCGCUCAAUUCCUUGUGUCAGUUCUACGCCGAUGCAUGUUGAGCCGGUAUGCAGACACCCAGCUUUGAAACAGGUUGCCAUUUAUGUAAUUUUGGUUUUGGUGCUAGGGACCCCUGCACUUUUACACAAAUGGUGGAGUCCCAAAUUUUGCACUAAUCCGAAAUUCAAGGUGCAGUCCUAUGCAGGUUUGGACAGAAGAAAGGCCUGCAGCUCCUGGCACGCACCUUUUCAGUCUAAACUGUACUCUGAUGAAAGGCACGGGGGCGACGUGGUGCAUGUGCGUAUGCGGUCAGAGGACUACUCGUGUGUAAUGCUGCUGCUGCUGCAACAACAGACGUGACUUGAAUCUAACGAGUUGACCCGGUUUGCACCUCUUGCACAGCUCUCGACUCCAAUUGUGAGCAACUUCCAGGAAGCCAAGUGAGACCCCGAUUUGGCCCACUUCUGGGUGUUGCACUGCAGAUGUGCUGAGAACCCAGUGAUUUUAGUAAAAUGGAACCAGCUUUCCAGUGUCGCAUGUCCUAGUCUGGGCCAAGCCAGGUGCUGGGAGCUGGGGCCAAAGAGCCGCCAAGAUCCAAGAUUUUCGCAAACCAUGGAUGCUGUGCUUCUUUUGUUUUAUUGUAAGACCGUCCUGAGACCACAUGGUAAUGGACGGUAUCUAAAAUUUUUAAAUAAAUUAAUUAAGCAAGGA